AGGCGUAAAUUGCGUAAACAAUUUGAUAAAAAAGAAGGCACAGUUCAUUACGUUAAAAUCAACUAAAGGUAAACAAAGAUAUAUUAUUAUCUCAGUUUUAAAUAUGGAUAACGAAGAGGAAAGUCAAAAUUUAAAUGAACUAGCGGGCACGGAACUAGCAGAUGCGAAUGUCGUUGAAAGUGGAACUCGUAUGUUGAGGUCUUUAACAAAAUUCAAAACCGACAAAGAUUUCAGGAUAAAAAUCAUAAGAACUUUGUUGCUUUUUUGGACCUUUUUUGGACUGGGAUGGAUGACCGGUCAAAUAGGACCGUCGUUUCCGGAUUUACAGCUGGUUGUCCAAGAAACGUUGGAUACAGCGUCAUGGUUGUUCACCAUCUAUUCUUUCGGAUACAUGACUGGCUCUCUAGGUGGAGGGUUAUUGUUCGACCACUUUAGCAAACCACUCGUGAUUGCACUAGCUACUUUGAUUCUGGCUGUUACUACAGUAUCUCUACCUUGGUGUAGAUGGUUCACAUUGAUGCUUGUAGUAAGAUUCGUCUCGGGACUUGGUGCAGGUGCACUCGACACAGGUGCAAAUGCCUACGUGAUGUCUUUUUGGGGUGAAAAGGCUGGUCCUUACAUGCAAGGACUUCAUUUUUGUUUCUCCAUGGGUGGAAUAGUUUCGCCAUUGGCAACCGAACCAUUUUUAGCUGAACGAUCUUGCCAUUAUCUUAACUUGACAGAGUCUAAGGUCAACCAAUCAGAUGCAAACUUGACUUUAACGGAAUACGUGUCAAAUAAUGCUACUGGAAAUAAAUGUCAAACUACGGAGUUUGCAGAGACUUAUAUUUACCUCGCCUACAUUAUUUCAUCUGUCGUAAUAAUUACAAGCUCCAUUCCAUUUUUCGUCAUAUACGUUCGUGAAAUAUUAAAAACUUUCCAAACUCCAACCCAAGAAGUAACAUCAGAGCAACCUGACGAAAAAGAAGUGGCUGAACAACGGAUACAAAUCAUCAUGUCGAAAAGAGCGCGAAUUCUUAUAUUAUUUUUGAUAUGCCUCUUUAUGAUGGUUUAUUGUGCCGUGGAAGACACGUUUUCAAGUUUCCUUGCCACUUUCUGUAUCCGUUACUUCGGCUGGACAAAAGCCACAAGUAGCUAUGCGACAAGUGUCUUCUGGAUGGCUUUUGCAGUUGGUAGAUUCCUGGCAAUAUUCAUCGUGAAAAUGUUUAAGCCCGUCAAUCUUCUAUUGUCAUACAGCUCUUUUCUGAUACUUGCUUUCGUAGGCGUACUAAUAGCAUGUUUGACAUCAAUUACAAUCAUACUAUGGGUGUCUAUAUGCAUUGCUGGUUUUUCUAUGUCCCUCAUUUUUCCAAGUGUGUACUCAUGGACAGAGGAAAGCAUACUUCAGGUAACAGGGAAAAUCUCAUCAUUCUUUGUUAUAGCUGGCUCUAUCGGACUGAUUAUUAAUCCAGUAGUGUUAGGAUACCUCAUGGAGAAAAUGACACCCCUUUGGUUUGUUUAUCUCCUGCUAGGGAAAAGCUGUUUCUCUUUAAUAUUGCUCUUUGCUGUAUUGACACUGGUGAACUUCUUUAAACAAAAGGAAGAUUCUAAAACGGUAGAUGCGGACGAUGGGACGGAAAUGGUACCCCUUCAAAAAAUGCAACAGUAGUGGAUUAAAAAUGACUUAUCAAAGAAUAGGACUAUAUGAUUAUUGAAUAAAACAGUUUCUAUGUUUUACUACAGACUCAAUCAAACCACGUCUGCAAUAUUCAUGUAACAAUGUUAUUUUUAAUGCUUCCGAGGGAUCACCCUGUUUCAAAUGUUUAUUAGAGUUGUUAGUUAGACGUAUAAACUACUUGCAUAUGCAUGUAUAUAUUUCAAAUAAAAUCACAAAAGUGACUUA
This is a messenger RNA of Ruditapes philippinarum (Manila clam), 1882 nucleotides long. RefSeq names its product sodium-dependent glucose transporter 1A-like. The transcript is spliced from 6 exons. Lineage: Eukaryota; Metazoa; Mollusca; Bivalvia; Venerida; Veneridae. The record is from RefSeq and is a predicted model, not a curated record. Gene Ontology annotation, biological process: transmembrane transport. The coding region runs from base 104 to 1648 and encodes 514 amino acids.